CUUUGCAACACUGAUGUGUAUGACAACUGUAGGUAAAAGAAGAAUGUAUUUUUUAAUAAUUACUUUAAAACAAGAUAUGUGUUUUUAAAUUUCGAAUAAAAUAAUGGAACCAUCGAAAUUUAACGAAAAUAUAUGCCGCAUUUGUCUGGAAGACAAUGGAGCUCUAAACUGGAACGAAGAAAUCGAAAUAUUAUGUGGUUUCAGCUACAAAGACUGUUAUUACAAAUACACAGAGUUACAGGCAGAUGAUUCAGAUGCUUUACCAACAAAUUUAUGUGAAACAUGUUCCAGUGGUCUUAAAAAUGCUCAUUUACUAUUCGAAAAAGCUUCUGAAUCAUAUAAGGUUCUUAAUGAGAUGCUCUUCGCUAUAAAAGAAGAAAGUGAUGCGCAUAUUGGAAGUAAAGAAACCACAAUGAAAUUUGAAAUUAAUAUUAUUGAUGAUUAUGAUACUCUGACCAAUGUUGAGACAUAUACAGAUAUAGAAGAAGAAUUAAUGAACCCCACAAAUGAUUACGAUAACGAACUGGAUUUUAGUACAGAAAAUUCCAUAAACAAUAUUAUUACUAAAAAAAAUCCAAUGAGUGAAGACGAAACAAUUGAGAAUCAAUCCGAUCAAGAAUUUAGCGAAAGUUCUGAUUCAAGACCUGCUGUCUCGUCAACUACUGUUAAAAAGCAAAAAUUACAGAAAUAUUUGUGUGCAUAUUGCUCAUUAGAAGUAAAAGAACUAGCCUACCUUAAAGUCCACGAAUCUACACACUGUGAAAAUAGAAAACGAACUGAAAUCUGUCCCCAGUGUGGACUUAAGUUCUAUACGAAAAAUUCAUUGAGGACUCAUAUGGACAUUCAUGCAGAAAAUCGUGAAAAGAAAUUUAAAUGUGAAUUUUGUAUUAAAGCCUUUUUUAAUCGAGGAGCACUUAAUGUUCAUAGACGCAUUCAUCUUGGUCAGAUGAUAGCGUGUAAACUAUGCCCAAAAGAAUUCUGUCGACAAGUUGAUUUAGACAAACAUUUGGCGAAACAUUCAACAGCUCCUCUACAUAAGAAAGCUGAAAAGUCCAAAUAUACUGUACAAUGUCAAUAUUGCAAUGAGUCGGUUGUCACCACAAAGUGGAAGACACAUAAAGCUAUUCAUCUCAAUCAACCACCGGUGAAAUGUAAAGUUUGCAACAAAGAUUUCUUCGCUAGAAGCAGGGUAGUUGAACACUUAAGAAGAGUACAUGGUAAAACUAUAGAGGAAUAUGAUGAAUUUAUUGAAUAUCUUGAUCCAAAUAUUCGUAUGUCCCAUUUAAUGAUACGACAACAAGAAAUCGUAGUACCAAUUUCAGAAUAAUAAAUAUUUACAUAAUGAAAAUUGUUGGAUCCAA
Messenger RNA from Lucilia sericata (common green bottle fly), 1361 nucleotides. RefSeq names its product zinc finger protein 471-like. Gene Ontology annotation, cellular component: nucleus. Bases 104 to 1327 code for a protein of 407 amino acids. The transcript is spliced from 5 exons. Gene Ontology annotation, molecular function: DNA-binding transcription factor activity, RNA polymerase II-specific; zinc ion binding; RNA polymerase II cis-regulatory region sequence-specific DNA binding. The record is from RefSeq and is a predicted model, not a curated record. Gene Ontology annotation, biological process: regulation of transcription by RNA polymerase II. Lineage: Eukaryota; Metazoa; Arthropoda; Insecta; Diptera; Calliphoridae.